This is a messenger RNA of Uncinocarpus reesii 1704, 366 nucleotides long. RefSeq lists its product as uncharacterized. The transcript has 3 exons. NCBI's taxonomy places the organism in Eukaryota, Fungi, Ascomycota, Eurotiomycetes, Onygenales, Onygenaceae. Bases 1 to 366 code for a protein of 121 amino acids. The record is from RefSeq and is a predicted model, not a curated record.
AUGAAGUUCUCUCACGCCCUCUUUGCCUUCGCCGCUGCCGGCCUUGCCAGCGCUCAGCUCCCAGACAUCCCGCCUUGCGCUCUUCUCUGCUUCGUUGAUGCUCUCGGCAACGAUGGCUGCAGCAAAUUGACCGACUUCAAGUGCCACUGCUCCAAGCCCGAACUUCCCGGCAAGAUCACCCCUUGCGUUGAGAAGUCCUGCCCAGACCUUGAGGCCCGCAUCUCCGUCUCCAACAUUGUUGUGGACCAAUGCUCCAAGGCCGGUGUGCCCAUCAGCAUCCCCCCAGUCGAUACCCGCGUUCCCACCGAUACCACGACUGCCGCUCCUCAGCCAUCUGCUUGCAUCCCUCGCCGCCGCCGCGCAUAG